Messenger RNA from Hibiscus syriacus, 1902 nucleotides. Its product is annotated as shaggy-related protein kinase eta-like. The record is from RefSeq and is a predicted model, not a curated record. The transcript is spliced from 11 exons. The coding region runs from base 1 to 1137 and encodes 378 amino acids. Gene Ontology annotation, cellular component: cytoplasm. Gene Ontology annotation, biological process: signal transduction; protein phosphorylation. Gene Ontology annotation, molecular function: ATP binding; protein serine/threonine kinase activity. Lineage: Eukaryota; Viridiplantae; Streptophyta; Magnoliopsida; Malvales; Malvaceae.
AUGUCUGCCCCUGUCGUCGAUGGGAAGGAUGCGGUCACCGGUCACAUAAUUUCCACAACUAUUGGAGGCAAAAACGGUGAACCAAAACAGACUAUAAGUUAUACGGCGGAGCAUGUAGUGGGGACAGGAUCCUUUGGAAUUGUUUUCCAGGUACUGAAACCAAAAUGCUUGGAAACUGGAGAGACCGUGGCUAUAAAGAAAGUUUUGCAAGACAGAAGAUAUAAGAAUCGGGAACUGCAAUUGAUGCGCUUACUUGAUCAUCCGAAUGUGAUUUCCUUGAAACAUUGUUUCUUUUCCACCACUAGUAAAAAUGAGCUUUACCUUAACUUGGUUAUGGAUUACGUACCGGAGAGCAAGUAUAGAGCUUUGAAGCAUUACAGCAUUGCAAAUCAGAGAAUGCCACUCAUCUAUGUGAAACUUUACACAUACCAGAUAUUUAGGGGGCUUGCCUACCUCCAUAAUGCUGUGGGAGUUUGCCAUAGGGAUUUGAAGCCUCAAAAUGUUUUGGUUGAUACUUUGACACACCAGGUUAAGAUUUGCGAUUUCGGAAGUGCAAAAGUGCUUGUCAGAGGUGAAGCUAACAUUUCAUACAUAUGUUCGCGUUUCUAUCGGGCACCAGAACUUUUAUUUGGUGCCACGGAAUACACAAACUCAAUUGAUAUCUGGUCAGCCGGUUGUGUUCUUGCUGAACUUUUGCUGGGCCAGCCAUUGUUUCUUGGGGAAAAUGCUGUGGACCAGCUUGUAGAGAUUAUCAAGGUCCUAGGUACACCCACUAGGGAAGAAAUUCGUUGCAUGAAUCCUAAUUACACAGAUUUUAGGUUUCCACAGAUUAAAGCUCACCCAUGGCAUAAGGUUUUUCACAAAAGGCUGCCUCCUGAAGCAAUUGAUCUUGCUUCACGACUCCUGCAAUACUCACCAAGUCUUCGCUGUACAGCUCUUGAAGCAUGUGCACAUCCCUUCUUUGAUGAGCUUCGAGAACCUAAUGCUCGGCUACAAAAUGGACGACCCUUACCACAACUGUUCAACUUUAAACAGGAAUUAUCUGGGGCUUCGCCGGAGCUUAUUAAUAAGUUGAUUCCGGAUCAUGUGAAACGGAAAAUGGGGCUACAACAUUUAAUGCAUCCUGCUGGAACAUAAAACUUUGGAAGUGAUAUAAGAUUUGAUCUGGCCUAGAUGAUGCCGUGACACAAAGGAAGUACCAUCUCUGGAUUACCUUGAUUGAGGGCCUGUCUAGCUUCUAUCAUUUUCUACUCUCCCCUGCCGCAUGCAGUAUCUGGCAGCUGAAUGGCUAUCAUCACUUCAUCGUUUUACUUGAAUUCUACCUCUCUUGCCCUUUUGUUAUAUGAGUUUUGCUUUUCGUCAAAAAACAUUUUUCUGUUAUGUACAUGUAACACGUUUGAUAGUAAAAAAGAUUAGACUAAGGUAGACAACAGACCACAAAUGUGCUAGUGGAGGAAAAGUUUAGUGUAUUUGUUACUAGGAAGGUCCCUCAUAGAAAUGUCUGGAAGACAAGGGGGUGGUUGGUUAUGCGCUUUCGUUAUGUUUUUGUUUAUUUUGGUGGCCGACUUCAAAUUGCGUGUUAUUACUGGUUAUUCAAAGUAAUGUUAUUACUCUUGCUACCGUUGUCAGCCUGUCAUUAUGUUCCAACCAUUUCAUUGAAGCUGUAUCGCGGAGCUGAUGGCUAGCAUUUUUCUUAAGCCUUUGAUGAAACUGACUGGCAAGUUCCACAGGGAAUAUGGCUUGUUGGGCAUUGCUGUAACCCAGCCGAAAGAGGAAUGAAGGUCGAACAGAUCAGUCUGAUGCCUUGUGCCGUUUGGUCAUUCCUUCGAUUUUCGAUAUGGAGUAGAGAAAAUGUAACGAUUUUUUGUGCCCAAGGCCAAGAUUAUGCUCGUAGCAUUGACU